This is a messenger RNA of Arvicanthis niloticus (Nile rat), 453 nucleotides long. RefSeq names its product ATP synthase membrane subunit k (gene Atp5mk). Gene Ontology annotation, cellular component: proton-transporting ATP synthase complex. NCBI's taxonomy places the organism in Eukaryota, Metazoa, Chordata, Mammalia, Rodentia, Muridae. The record is from RefSeq and is a predicted model, not a curated record.
GCGGCCUGUCGGUCGCGUGCGGGAAGGGGGUGUCUUCCGGUCCAGCCGAGCAAGUCGUUGCGUUUGUUGAAGGACAUCUGCUGAGGAGUUUGUGAUUCGGACGAAGAUUGAAGUCAUGGCUGGGGCAGAAAGUGAUGGCCAAUUCCAGUUCACUGGCAUUAAAAAAUAUUUCAACUCUUAUACCCUCACAGGUAGAAUGAAUUGUGUCCUGGCCACAUACGGAGGCAUUGCUUUGUUGGUCUUAUACUUCAAGUUAAGGCCUAAGAAAACUCCAGCUGUGAAGGCAACAUGAGUGGUAAGGACUCACCACUUCAGAGUGUGAAGCUUAGUCACUCUGAUGGAUUUUGAACUGUCUGACCUCACCUGUUAAGUCCCAUACCUGAAGAAACAAGAAACUGAUGUGAACUCAUCAUGUAAUACUCAAUUUGUACAAUAAAUUAUGAACCUGGAAAA